Messenger RNA from Galleria mellonella (greater wax moth), 5317 nucleotides. It is a transcript of the gene Usp15-31, whose product is annotated as ubiquitin carboxyl-terminal hydrolase 15. Gene Ontology annotation, molecular function: cysteine-type deubiquitinase activity. The coding region runs from base 124 to 3042 and encodes 972 amino acids. The transcript has 14 exons. Gene Ontology annotation, biological process: protein deubiquitination. The record is from RefSeq and is a predicted model, not a curated record. NCBI's taxonomy places the organism in Eukaryota, Metazoa, Arthropoda, Insecta, Lepidoptera, Pyralidae.
AAAAUGUCAUAGACAAGAAAUCAAAAUGGCGCUUAUGGCAGUGACAUAUCAAUGUUUUCUAAUUGGUUUUCUUUAUUAAAAAAUAAGUAAUAAAUGUAAAAUAUUAUCAAAUACUUUAUUAAUAUGUCUACCAACAACCUAUCUACAGUUUUGAAGUCGUGUUCGGAGAGUGAGUUAAUUAAUGAGAUUUCUGAUACUACUAUGACACCAAAGCAAGUUGAGGGAUCUAGAUUAAAACGUACUUUUACAUUGCCUCGCAACCCGUUUGGAACUGUUAAAGCAACCUCCAGCAAGAAUAAAAGCAACGAUUGUGAUAGUAAACCUCCAUCUGCUAUAUCUGAAAUAGGAGAGUCUCAAAAAGAUGUGGGUGCUAUCGAAAGGAAGUUAUUCAGAAGGCCAUCAUGGAAAAGAUUUUUGAAUAAAAUAGCGCAGCAUAUGAGCACUGUUAAUGUGUCAGGUGUUAAAUCUGCACCAGCAAUUUUAAAUGGUGAAAGAGUACCAUGUAGUGGAGACCCACCGUGGCCACCAGGAUCUACUCCAGCUGCCACUGGCAUCAAGAACCACGGCAAUACUUGUUAUAUGAAUGCUGUAUUACAGUGCCUUUCUCAUACAGAUGUCAUUGCUGAAUACUUUGUUCUAGACCAUUAUAAAGUGGAUUUGCAGAAAAGGAAUAAAAUAAAUUCUAAAAAGUAUGGUACAAGAGGAGAAGUAACUGAGCAAUUAGCUACCCUGCUAAAAGCACUCUGGGCUUGUCACUACUCUCCUGAUAUGAGUACUGCCUUUAAGGGGGCAGUCGAAAGGCAUGGAACACAAUAUAGAGGAAAUAACCAGCAUGAUGCCCAAGAAUUUUUGUUUUGGCUUCUUGACAAAGUACAUGAAGAUUUAAAUACUGCAACAAAGAAAAAAUACAAAACUAUUAAGAAUACCUGUGGAAAGCCUGAUGAAGUAGUUGCUGCUGAAACAUUAGCAAAUCAUGCUCGUAGAAAUAGUUCAUUUGUACAAGCAGUUUUUCAAGCUCAGUAUAGGUCAGCACUCACAUGUGCCAAGUGUGAACGUACAUCGUGCACAUUUGAUCCUUUCCAUUGCGUGAGUGUACAAUUACCUUCAAGGUUGGCAACAGCACAACCAUCCCCACUGCCUGUUAAUGUAGUAUAUGUCAAUCAACAACCUCGCCAAGUGCGGAUUGGUGUGGAACUUCCACCAAAUGCUACCAUGGACGAUUUGCGAACUACAUUACAUAAUGACACCGGCAUUGAUCGCGACCAUAUAAUAUUAGCAGAAAUCAAUGAGACAGGGUGGUGCAAUGCCCGAGCGGGCUGGGAGGUGGCAGGCAUAGAUUUCGGCGCUUUGUAUUGUAUGGAGGCUCCGCCUUUGUUACAAACUCCGACUACGCCGUAUUUAUUGUUAUUAUGGGUUAAUAUUUUAGAGGGGGAGAGGUUUGGUUCACCUUAUGCCAUGCAAGUCCCUCGUGAGAUUUCCUAUGAGGACCUUCAGAAAUUAAUGCUAAAGGAAAUGUGCCAAAUAGUGGCGGAACGAGUUUUGGAAAAUGCACAGGGUACUGAUAUAUUCAGGGCUAGGAUCGCGGAAGCACAUAGACCUAAAGAUCCAGCAUAUUUGCAACCUGAGUUGCCGCACCCUUUGUUCGCGCUAGACGUGGAGCAAGCUCUGUGCGCACACGAUAAACACUCUCAUCUUCGGCUGGAACUACUAUGGGAUCCAGCUCAUAGAGAUAGUAUAAUCCGGUGGGUGGGUGAAGCGUGCGAGGUGCACGUGUCCGCUGGCCCGGCGCCGCUCACGCUUCACGCCUGCCUCACGCACUACACGCGUGCCGAGCGGCUCGCGCAGGAGGAUGCCUGGAGGUGUCCCCAGUGUCAACGAUAUAUGCCUGUCGUUAAAACCCUUGGUCUUUGGUCACUUCCGGACAUUUUAGUUAUACAUUUGAAGAGGUUUAGGCAGCAAGCUAAAGGUCGGACGAGUACAAAGCUGACUACAAUGGUCGAGUUUCCAUUGAAUGACUUCGACAUGACACCACAUCUGGUCAGGCGGAACUCUCCAACUGCUGAAUCGCCCGGACACUCAAGAUCGCCACGUAGAAGGCAUUCUAAAACUCCCAUAUGCAGUCCAGAUGAGAAUAUGUAUGACUUAUACGCCAUUUGCUAUCACCAUGGUGAUGACUUAGAAACUGGACAUUAUACUGCUGCCUGCAAAAAUCCAUACGAUGGACACUGGUACAAGUUUGAUGAUUCAAGGGUAACACUUGUUGAUGAUGAGAAUGCAUAUAGUGAACUGGUAGAUAAUACGGCGUACAUGCUAUUUUACAAAAGGAAAAAGCCUAACGUAACUCAUUCUUAUUCUACUGACGAUCACAACAGUCAUUGGGCGUUACGUAUGCCUAAAUAUGUAAAGCAAACUAGCGAUACAUUAAAUGAGCUUACCGAAGUCAAAGAGGAGAAUAUAGACGAUAUAAAAAUUGUGACUCCAAACAAUGAACCGGAGUCAGAAUCGGAUGCAACUGCUCCUACACACAGUCCUUUAUCUAGAAGUGUUGAGAGCCUGCCUGAUGACAAUAUGAAUACAUCAACGUCUCCAGCCAAAUUAACCACCACAGUUGUUCACAAUACAGCUUCUAUAAUACAAUCACCCACGCUGCAGCGACCAUUGAUAGUUGAAGUAAACGGGAAUAAAACGAACGAUAAUGCGAACGAAAACGAGAUGAGUGUAUCCAUUGAACCCUAUAUUCAUAAAGAUGUACACGUAAAUCCCAAAAUGACGCCCGUGGACACGAGAAGGCCGCGAUCCGUCGAUUACCCGGCCAAGUCGAAUACGUCGUCUACAAGUCGAGAUUCGAACAGAAACUAUGAGAGUUCUCCCUUGGUUGCCAGUAUAAAUGGAGUGGAAUAUCAUCCAACCACAGAAGAUCUUAUGUUGUCUAUGUUCCAAGAGUCCAAUUAUAUUGUUCCAAGGCAUGGUAACCAUAUAGCUGGGGAAUCACAUAGAGCAGGCGAGAAAUCAUCUGUGUGGAAAACACGAAUAUCCACAUGAGAACAGCUAGUAGUGCCUGAAGAAUGUAAGCAGCCCUCUCCUAUAUUAACUCUAUGCCCGAAAUUAGAUCUGGUUUCAUAUAGUUGACAGUUAGUGAUUGAUUAAAGUGUAUAUGCUGUGAAUGUAAAUGGUUCCAGAUGCGAAACCUUCAUAACUGCCUUCCACUUAGCAAUGUACAACGUGGGAUUAAGUAUAUUUUCUAAUGCUUUAGACGAGUAGAGGCUUUAUAACGCUGGCUUGGCUUAUUUAUUGCGGUUAUUUUGAUAUGCAAAUAUUUUUUUGGUUACAUGGAUUUAAUAUAUUAAGACUUUUGUAUUGUGGUCAUGGAUACUUUAAUAUUAUUACAAACUGUUUUAUGGUAAUUUUGUCUUCAAUACCAAAGAUUGGUUGAAAAUAUACUCAUUAUGGGGAAGGCAAGUAAAUAGCGUUCAAUGAAUUCCAUCAAUCUUUACUUUUUGGUCAUUUUAUUCAGCAUUUUGGCUUUAUCCUGAAGGACCAAGUUUACACAGUAAUUCGUUCGUAUGUACUGCUUGUCUUCCUCUAUGUACUAACAAAUUGUGUAACCUGCGUGUUGUAGAGCUGUUAUUCAGAAAUCUAUUUAUACAUUAUGUAGAUAAAACACCACAGAGUAAUUAGUAGGGUUAUAUUUAGCGGGCGUAAUAAACGAAUUUUCGUAAAAACACACUUGUGCCUUGGCCCUAGGGAUGUUGUGAUUUUAAAAUUAACAAAAUACAUAUGACUAGAAUGAAUACUACAAUAAAACUUAUUCAUAUGUAUACUCGGAAUACACAUUUUAAAGAAUACAUUAUUACCUAUGUAAAUCAAUUGUGAUAUAUCAUUAAAAUUGCGUAUAACACGACAAUUUUUGUUUAUAUCUUUUAGUUUAUUUAAAUUAUUAUAUUAUGUAGGCAUAACAUUACCAGAUUACACGAAUAAGGAAAUAAAGUGAUUUGUAUUGCAAUUUAUUUGUGAAAUAUUGUAUAUAUUGGUAUGUGUAAUGGGUUUUUUAUAAAACAAUCUCUAUAAAAAUGAUACUCGUUUGGGAAUGUUAAUAUUUUGUAAAUAUCGAAAUUAUAAUUCGAAAUGCACAUAAUCUAGGUUAUAUAGCACUUUGUGAUGAGAGUUUUUUUUAUAAUUUAUAUUGGACAUGUUUUUUUAAAAGACAUUCAAUAUAUUGAAUCAAGGUUAUUAUUCAACAGUAUAUUACUAAACAUGUACCUGCGAUUCAUUUUAUCGCUUUGUCGAGCAACAUGAGCGCUUAUGUUAUUAAUAAUUUAUUUUAUCUAUUAUCAAAACUGUACUGAUGUCAGUAAUCAUUUUAAAUUAUAGUACUAAUAUUCAAUUUUAAUAAAAUAAUUGAUGCAAGAAAAUUAAUUCGGUUAUUAAAAAAAUGCAAUUUAAAUGAAAACUGUAAUAUAUUUGAUGACAUCCCAUUUAUAUAUUUAAUAUAAAUUUAUACAUUCAAUAGAACCAUAAAAAUAUCCCGCUUUGAAUUAUUUUUUUAAAAGAGAAAAAUAUAUAUACCUAAAAGACAAAAAUUGUUAUAAAUGUAAUAGUUUCAGUAUUUUUACCUGUAUCUGAAUAUCGAUUCUGAUGUCACGUUGAAGAUGAUCAGUAUUAUGGGACUUUCACAAGUUCGACAUAAUAAUAAGGAGAGGAAACUUCAAAUACUUUGAAACUUGUAAAUAUACAGAAAGUUCGAGACUAGCCUCUAAUAUAAAUAUUUCGACUACCUUGUCGUAGUUUUAUAAAAUACCGAGCUUCACACUAAUGAUCGGGAAUACUGCUUUUAAGGUGUAGGUAAUAUCUUAAGUAUCCAAUCCUUGGCAAGGGUUAUUAUGCAAUUUAUCAAGGUUUAUAAGGUAUACUAUAAAUGUGAAAGGGUUAGCUUUUUAUUUUGAUAUUAAAAAGUCAUUAGAAGGUAAAGUUGAAAAAUUACAACACACCAAAAUUAUUCAACUUGUUAAAACUAACAUUAUAUGAACGUUAUUUAUUUGGAAAAGAAAUUAAAACUGUAAAAUGCAUUAAAACAGUACAAGCUUUCAUAAUAUUUAUGAUCACAAUAAGAGAUUUUUUUUCUAAGAAUACGAACUGCUUCACUAUAUCUACUUAAAAAUUAAUAAUAAUAUAUAACAAAGCGCUCGUAAGUUCUCGAAAUUGUGUAAACUUAAAUAUGUCGUUCCAUUUUAAAUUUUGUAUUAUGUUCGUUGUUUAAUUUAAAGAUGUUUAUUGUCAUUUCAUCAUGUUAUGUUUUAAAUAUAGUGUUAUAUACACA